Molecule: messenger RNA, 1049 nt
Organism: Neurospora hispaniola
Lineage: Eukaryota; Fungi; Ascomycota; Sordariomycetes; Sordariales; Sordariaceae
Exons: 2
Coding region: 300-584 (94 amino acids)
Biological process (GO): vacuole fusion, non-autophagic
Molecular function (GO): endopeptidase inhibitor activity
Source: RefSeq, a predicted model, not a curated record
AGGGGCUUUUAUAGCGACCUUCCUCCUGAGGAAGUUGAGACCGCAGAAAGGGGGGUCUCUUUAUGCGCUGGAAGGCUCCUUGGCGCGUGUCAUGACACCCUUUUGGUCGUUGCGCCUCUGACAGAGACCUAGGAUCGGCAUAAAGUCGAGGGAUCCUCCCGCCUUUUAAUUCGAACGAACCCAUCCCAUCCGUACAUCCAUCCGUCGUCUGCCCAACAACGUGACGCCAUACUUUGUACCUACCCGUCCGGCCCAACAUAACCUCAAAGAAAGCAAAAUAACCAAAAUCUAUCGCAAACAUGAAGUUCUCCGGUCUCGUUCUCGGCGCCCUUGCCCUCGUCUCCGGCGCUAUUGCCGUUGACAUCCAGAAGUCGGUCAUCAUCACCUACAAGGAGAACACUCCCGACUCGGUGAUCCAGCAGGACAAGAAGGCCAUUCUCGAUGACGGUGGCGUCAUUACUCACGAGUACACCCUCAUGAAGGGCUUCUCUGCCAAGGUUAACGCAAAGACACUCGAGUCGGUUUCCGCCGCCAGCGAGAGCUACGCCACUAUCGAGGAGGACAAGGUCGUCAGCACGUUGUAAGCGGCCAGCUGAUUGUUUGGCGACACCUGGGACGAGCGCAGACAACAAAAACAAAAUUAACCAUUCGAGUCUACACAGCGACAUCUGAGGUACGACGGUGCCAGAGAGAAAGAGAGACUGAAAGAGAGUGUGUUGGAAAUGAUACCCAGGUGCAACUGUACUGGGCAAAGUUGUUGCCUUUUACGGACUGUAAGUCAUAGUCUUGGCGUUUUUGGAAAUGGAUCGAUGGAGAUGGACUGUCAUGAUAUCAACAUCUGACGGACGGGCUCAAUGUCCCAACGUUUGGCAAGCAUCUUUACGUUCAAUAGAUUAUGUGUUUAUCAACAUCAUGGUCAUAAAGCGUCGAGGUUCGGGUCGCAGGAACUUCAUGAACCUGGUACUGUCAUCAUACGACUCCAUACCCGAAGUCAUUGUCAUUGAGAAAUCGAUUUGAAAACAACUUAUGGUCGUUCGACUACCUAACCA